AUGGUUAGAAAUUCAAGAAGUGAUGGAGCUUCGGUAUUGGCAAACACACCAUCAACAACAACAAUGCCUUCAAGUACGCAAAAUCAGGUUAGUGAAAUCGAAGAGACACUGGAGGAAAGGAGGAAACGGUUUUUGCUUGAAGUUGAUGCAAAGCAUGCAUAUGCUAAUGAUAAAGACGAUGCAACAAAGCGUUUUCAAUAUUUAUUAGGAUUAAGUCCGAUAUUUAGGAAAUUCAUUGACCUUAAUGCUUCUAAGGAUCCCGAGUUUAAAAAGCGUGUUCGAGAAAUAGAUUUUCAACAGUCAUUUAAAGAGUCCUCCUCAAAGAGCAAGAGAAGGAAAAAUUCAUCCAGAAGACGCAAAACUGAAAAGGAAGAGGAUGCUGAAUUAUUACACGAUGAAGAGAAUGAGGAUGAUGAGGAACAUCAACAUACUAUCAUAACCGAGUCCCCCUCUUAUGUCAAAGAAGGUAAACUACGGGAGUAUCAGAUUGAAGGUCUCAAUUGGCUUAUAUCACUAAAUGAGAAUAGAUUAAGUGGUAUUCUUGCUGAUGAGAUGGGUCUUGGAAAAACUUUGCAAACCAUUUCUUUUUUGGGUUAUUUACGUUACAUCAAGCAUGUUGAUGGUCCAUUCAUUAUCAUUGUUCCCAAAUCUACCUUGGAUAAUUGGAGAAGAGAAUUUUCAAAGUGGACGCCAGAUGUCAAAGUUGUUGUUUUACAAGGCGACAAAGAGCAAAGAAACGAUAUCAUCCAAAACCAACUAUAUACUGCACAAUUUGAUGUCUUGAUUACUUCGUUUGAAAUGGUUUUGAGGGAAAAAAGCGCUUUGAAAAAGUUUAGGUGGGAAUAUAUUGUUGUUGAUGAAGCCCACAGGAUCAAAAAUGAACAAAGCUCGCUAUCACAAAUAAUUCGAUUGUUCUACUCAAGAAAUCGUUUGUUGAUAACGGGAACUCCUCUCCAGAACAAUCUACAUGAGCUAUGGGCUCUUUUGAAUUUCUUGUUACCGGAUGUGUUUGGGGACUCAGAGCAAUUUGACGAAACUUUUGACCGACAAAACGGGAAUUCUGAGCUCGAUGAGAAAGCCAAACAAGAAGAACAGGAUAAGGUUAUCCAAGAAUUGCAUCAACUUUUGAGUCCUUUUUUACUUCGACGUGUUAAGGCAGACGUUGAAAAAUCGUUGCUUCCAAAAAUCGAAUCGAAUGUCUACACUAGAAUGACAGAUAUGCAACUAGAAUGGUACAAGAAGCUAUUAGAGAAAGAUAUAGAUGCAGUCAACGGCGUUGUAGGUAAGCGGGAGGGUAAGACAAGGCUCUUGAAUAUUGUGAUGCAAUUAAGGAAAUGUUGCAACCAUCCAUAUUUAUUUGAUGGCGCAGAGCCAGGUCCGCCAUAUACAACCGAUGAACACCUUAUCGAUAAUUCUGGUAAGAUGAUUAUUUUGGACAAAAUGUUGAAAAAAUUUCAAAAAGAAGGCAGUCGAGUACUCAUUUUCUCGCAAAUGUCAAGGGUGUUGGACAUACUUGAGGACUAUUGCUACUUUAGGGAUUACGAGUACUGUCGUAUUGAUGGAUCUACAUCUCAUGAAGAUAGAAUAGAGGCAAUUGACGAGUACAAUGCCCCUGAUUCUGCCAAAUUUGUUUUUCUUUUAACCACGCGUGCUGGGGGAUUGGGUAUUAAUUUGACUUCUGCCGAUAUCGUUAUCUUAUAUGACUCUGAUUGGAACCCGCAGGCAGAUUUGCAGGCUAUGGACAGAGCACAUAGAAUUGGCCAAAAGAAGCAAGUCAAGGUCUACAGAUUUGUUACUGAGAAUGCCAUUGAGGAGAAGGUACUCGAAAGAGCUGCACAGAAGUUGAGGCUAGAUCAACUAGUAAUUCAACAAGGACGACUGGCUAAUGCCAACAACAAUGUGGGGAAUUCCAAGGACGAUUUGAUUGAGAUGAUUCAACAUGGUGCUCAGAAAGUGUUCGAAGGUGGUAAGAAUAAAGGGGAGGAAGAUGCUAUAGAGGAUGACAUUGACAAAAUCUUGGAAAGAGGAAUGGAAAAGACCAAAAAAAUGAAUGAAAAAUUCAAUAAAUUGGGUCUUGAAGAUCUACAAAACUUCACCUCUGAUGGAUCGGCAUAUCAAUGGAAUGGUAAGGACUUUGCAAAGAAAGAAACCAGUGGUUUGGGCUUUAGCUGGAUCAAUCCUUCAAAAAGAGUGAGAAAAGAACAGACUUAUUCAGUGGACAAUUAUUACAAAGAUGUGUUGAAAGCCCCGCCAGCUGUACCUAAAGAAAAAGUACAGAAACAAAUCGUGGUAAAACCUAAAGCUCCCAAACAAUAUACAGCCCAAGACCAUCAGUUUUUUCCACCAGGGUUGGUGAGUUUACUUGAAAGAGAACAGUUGGCAUAUAAGAAGGAAAUUAAAUUCAAGUAUUCACUUGAUGAUUUUGGAGAUUCGGAUGAAGAGUUUCUAGUCGAAGAAGAGAAAGACGAGCUUUCUCGAGAACAGAAAAGAAAACAAGAGCAGAAAAAAAUUGACAAUGUGGAGCCAUUGACCGAAGAAGAGAUCCAACUCAAGGACAAACUACUUGCAGAAUCGUUUUAUAACUGGUCUCGACGAGACUUUACAAAUUUUAUUCAUGCAACGGCAAAAUACGGACGAGACGCUUAUGCCAAAAUCUCCAAAGCUUUGGGCAGAAACACAGCCGGUUCCGCGGCCAAGACACGACUGGAAGUGGAGAGAUAUGCACAGACAUUUUGGGAGAAAUACAAGCAGAUUGAUGGCUACGAAAAGUAUAUUAAUCAAAUUGAGACACUGGAGAAGAAAAGAGAAAAGUUGCAAAAUCAGCAGAAUAUACUAGUGUCCAAAAUUGAAAGUUUGCAAGACCCAAGGGAGGAUUUAGCAAUUGUUUACCCACCAAAUAAUUCUAAGAGGGUGUACUCAAAAAGUGAAGACAAGUUUCUUCUCAACUGUGUUUACAAAUUUGGUAUAUUCGACGAAAAAUUGAAUAACAGGAUUAAGCAAGAAAUUUUCGAUUCGGAGAUGUUCAAAUUUGACUGGUACUUUCAAUCGAGAACACCACAAGAAUUGGGAAGGAGGGUUAAUACAUUAUUGCUUGCUUUAUCAAGGGAGGUUGAUGGUCCGGCGUCUACUCAUAAAACCAGGAAAAAAAUCGACGUUUCUGCUAGCAGUUCUCGAGUUGGAUCCACGGAACCAAGUACAAUAGUGGAGAAACGGCCAGCCUCCGAAGUCUCCGAAGUGCUGCCGAUAAUCAAGAAACUCAAAUCAUAA
Lodderomyces elongisporus is the source of this 3267-nucleotide messenger RNA. RefSeq names its product DNA translocase (gene ISW2). The record is from RefSeq and is a predicted model, not a curated record. Gene Ontology annotation, biological process: regulation of transcription by RNA polymerase II; nucleosome organization. Bases 1 to 3267 code for a protein of 1088 amino acids. Gene Ontology annotation, cellular component: nucleus; chromatin. Gene Ontology annotation, molecular function: ATP-dependent chromatin remodeler activity; histone binding; nucleosome binding. Lineage: Eukaryota; Fungi; Ascomycota; Pichiomycetes; Serinales; Debaryomycetaceae. The transcript has a single exon.